AUGACGUCAUCAGGUGAAACAGAAGGUUUCCCGGAGAAAUGGCGCCGUCGCGCAUCUCGUUAUCACCCCGAUUGCUCAAAUGCAGAAAAUGGAAGUCCCGUGAAAGCCGUUUCAGAGAGCAGUUGCGACUUGCGCAGCAAAUUGCUCCUCCAAAAGUCGGCGUUUUACAACCUCGGCAUUGUUAAAAACUCGCGCAUCAAUUCGAAGCACGUGAAUGACUUGCAGGCAGGCGGCUUUCCUACUAGGCAGUUUAAUGUCAGCUGGACGAAGGGCUUCCUUUACUGGCGGAACGAACGGAGCACCACUGUAGAAGAAGGGUACAUAGAUCUGCUACAGAUCGUCGAAAUUCGGUACAAGCAUCGUCUUCGUAUGAUAAAAGUGCCCAAAGCAUCCUGCUUCAGCAUCUACCACGGCGACGAGUUUAAUCUCAAUCUGACCGUUCUUUACUCCCAGUGUGGCGAGAAUGUCGCUAAAGAAUGGGUCACUGGAUUGCAGGAAGUCGUCAAGGAGAUGCAAGACGAAUGGUUCCUUAGGCGUGUCGAUCGAGUUAUUGAGAGCUUCGGUAACCUUCUACUUUCGAAGCAUGAGUAUCAGUUCGCAGAAGACCACUCUAUCUUCGGCAAAAUAAAACCGAUUGACCAGGCGCUCAAGGGCGAAGCCAUGGUCAGCCGGGAAACAUUCAGUUCAAUCUUUGGAACAGAGGUUGACGAAACCGAGCGACUUUUUCAACUAAUAGCGGAAGAAAACGAAGGCAAAUUUAUUUCGCAUCACACGUUCGCCCUUUUCUUGUUCUCCGAGCACAACUCGAUACUGAACCCCGAGUUUGUGAAUGAAGAGCCCGGCGAAAAGUACCUCUCCGCUCCGUUCAGCCAUUACUGGAUUAAUUCGUCUCAUAAUACUUACCUUACAGGGAAUCAAUACUCUUCGAUGAGCUCGGUUGAAUGCUACGUCCGCGCUCUUCGGCAGGGCUGCAGAUGCAUCGAACUUGACUGCUGGAACGGCAAAAACGGCUCCCCGGAGAUCUUGCACGGCCAUACCAUGACUUCUGCUGUACCCUUGAAAGAUGUUCUUGAAGCUAUCGCUGAGCACGCGUUUUCCACCACUAAUCUUCCACUGACACUCUCUAUCGAGAACCACUGCAACAUAGAGCAGCAAGACAUGAUGGCACACUUGUUUAAAACACUUUUCAAGGACAAACUACUCAAAGAAGUUGUAGAUGAGAACGAGGAGCAACUUCCGUCGCCAUGGAUGCUCAGGAACAAGAUACUCAUCAAAAACAGAAAGCUCAAGAGCUCGGAUAAGGAUGAUCAGAUAAAAGACGACAAUGACGAGCACGAAACUUCUUCUUUCCAAGGAUUAGUCAACGUCAUCAGUGCAGACGGUCGACAUCACCCCAAAUUCGCGAAUCUGUUUUCAAACACUGGCGAGCUUCAGUUUUCUAAAAUCCCAGAUCCUGAUUCCCACUUAAAUGGCGAGGAGAGUAUGCUCGACGAUGCAUCUUCAGCGAGUCCCAUUGCGUCGCCGAACUCGAAAAAGACAGACGAAUCAACGCAGAGCAAAAGUUGGUAUCAUGGAAACAUCAGCAGAACGAGGACGGACGAGCUUCUUCAGUCCGAAGGCCGGGAAGGAUCAUGGCUAGUUCGUGACUCGAAUAGAUUCAAGCCAGAUUCAACUCUUUGUAUCUAUCACAAAAACAAAAUCGUUAACAUCAGAAUUCACAAGGAUUACAGGAACCGUUCCAAUCAAAACUUAUCACUUAUAACUCCAGCGGAUUAUUUUUGGAUGUCAGGGAAUAAAUUUUGCGAACGAGUAAACAGAGAUCGACCGGAGCCGUACUACUUUUUGGAUGACAACAGCUCCGAUCAUCCCCUUUGCGACAGUUUAGAAAUACUAAUCGAGCAUUACCAAAACUGUCCGAUCAAAACCGAUUUGCGCCUUCUACAUCCUGUUUGUGUGCCGGAGCAGCAUCUACGAAUGAUCUGGUUCUACCAGAACAUUUCACGUGAUGAUGCGGCUCGCGCGUUAAGAGAUGACUCUGUCACCGACGCAAGCUUCUUGAUCCGCCAAAAAACGGACAAAGAGUUUGCUAUCAGCUUCAGAAGCGAUCGAGAUGGGCCUGUAUCUGUCAAACACGGCAAAAUAACGAAAAUAUUUGACGAGGAAACUCAAGCCUUCAGAUUCGGGGACUCGUUGAUAUUUCCCUCGCUUGUGGCGCUUGUAGAGUACUAUAGAAGAAAUGCUUUUUAUAAAGGAGUGGAGCUAGGUGAGCCAGUCGAGCGGGCGCUCGUCAAUCGUGUCACAUCUCAAGAGAUAGGAGACCAUAAUGGAGAGGAAUACGUCGAUCACACUUCCCGCCUUCAAGUUCAUGCCCUGCACAAAUACGAGGCUGACGACCACAACGAGUUAUCUAUCAAUACGGGCGACAAGAUCAUCGACGUUGAACAGCGCCAAAAAGACUGGUGGUUUGGAAAAAAUCCAAAUACCGGUAUCUCGGGCUGGUUUCCUGCUAACUAUGUCCAAGUUUGCGAUCAAGAAGAUGAGGAAGAAGAUAUGUUGAAAGGAGCUAACGAUGGAAAAAUAACACUUUCCACAUCGUUUGAAAUUACUCAAACUUCUGACCAGGUUAUUACGAUCAGAGAUGCUGCAAAUCGGAAAUCAAUGAGAAUAGGAAAGAGUAACCAAAAAGAAGGAGACGCAGUAAUUGUGGACUUGUUCCAAGCGCUGACUGUAUUUAUGGACAGGAGUCAGCAGAGUACACUCAAUCAUCAGUCAGAACCGCCUCCUAAGAUGCUUCGUUUGUCUAGAAACCUCUCUGAUCUCGUCGUAUACUGCCAAGCGACAACGUGGAGUGAAGAGUUCCUCCUUCCGAACGAAAAGCGGGAGUUCCGCCAGAUGAGUUCAAUCGGCGAGUCUAAGAUCCAAAAGUACCUGCAAGAGUCUUACAUCACCAGUUUCCUCGAUUACAACACCUACCAGAUAAGCAGAACCUACCCGAAAGGAGCACGAAUACAUUCGGAAAACUACAAUCCAAUCCCUUGUUGGAAUGCCGGCGUGCAAAUGGUCGCUCUUAAUUUUCAAACACCCGAUUUGGCCAUGCAACUCAAUCAUGCGAAAUUCGCACAGAGGCAAGGAUGUGGAUACGUCCUCAAACCUGACUACCUGUUGUCGAGCUCUAUGGGUGCUGGAGAGAAAGGCACAGUGCGUAUCCCUGUUUCUUACAAUCCAUGCUCUAAACAAGACUACGAAGACAUAAAGACAAUACAACGAACAUCGAACCACUAUGGCAAACUGAAUCCGCAGAUAAUAAAGCUUAGAAUCCUUGGUGGACGGAAUAUCUUCGGACUGGGGAAAACGUAUCAAAGUCUUAAUACCUCAAACAUUGAGUACGGCGUUGAAAUCUGGGGAAUAGACGCGGACAAGCAAAAGCAUCGAUUUAAGCAAGAAGGAGCUAACACCCUCAACCCUGUAUUUGAUUGGAAAGAACUGAAACUCACGAUUCAUAACCCGGACUUAGCGUUCCUUCGAUUCGUUAUUUCCUCACCAGAUCCAAUGCCUCCUGCAACAGGGGCACUCUCGAAGGCCCUCAUAGAGGGCAUUAUAAAAGAGAACAGGGUUGUCAUGUUCUCCAAAACCUUCUGCCCCUUCUGCAACAAAGUCAAGGAUAGACUCAAGUCUAGGUUCAUUCCUUAUCAUGCUGUUGAACUCAACAAGUACUCUGAAACUGAAAUGUCCAAUUACCAGGACUUAUUGAAAGAGAUGACCGGCCAGAGAUCUGUCCCAAAUGUCUUCAUCGAUGGCAAGCAUAUUGGUGGAUGUGAUGAUACUCUCAAGCUCGAUGAUGAAGGCAACCUUCUUCCUUUAGUUAACGCAAAGGCUACCGAACCACACAGCUACGACUAUGACUUGGUUGUGAUUGGUGGUGGAUCUGGAGGUCUAGCUGCAUCAAAAGAGGCGGCAAAGCUCGGCAAAAAAGUUGCCGUCCUCGACUUUGUGAAGCCUUCACCUGCUGGAAACAGCUGGGGUCUUGGCGGAACUUGCGUUAACGUUGGAUGCAUUCCAAAAAAACUUAUGCACCAGUCUGCCCUUCUUGGAGAAGCCAUUCACGAUGCGAAAAAGUUCGGCUGGAAUAUUGAUCCCGAAAAAAUUAACCACAGUUGGGAAAACAUGCAAAUGGCUGUCGGCGAUUACAUCGGCUCGCUGAACUGGGGUUACAAAGUUGAACUUCGUGACAACAACGUCAAGUAUCUCAACAGCUACGGAGAGAUUAAGGACAACCAUACCGUCGUCUGCACAAACAAGCGAGGCAAAGUCGAAGAACUGACCACUCAAAAUAUCCUCGUUGCUACUGGCGAGCGUCCUCGCCUUCCAAAUAUUCCUGGAAUUGAGCAUGCAAUCAGCUCUGAUGAUUUGUUCUGGCUUACAGAGUGUCCAGGCAAAACGCUCGUCGUCGGUGCAAGUUAUGUGGCGCUCGAGUGUGCUGGAUUUUUGAAAGGAGUUGGCCUCGAUGUUGACAUUUGCGUGCGAUCAAUUUUUUUGCGAGGCUUUGACCAGCAGUGUGCCGAUAUUGUUGGUAGCCAUCUCGAGAAAGAGGUUGGCUGCAAAAUGAUCCGACCAGCCACACCGUCCUCGAUUGAAAAGCUUGAAAAUGGAAUGCUCAAGGUUACAAUGGACAUGAAAGACGGUACCCAAGUCGUGGAUGAAUACAAAACCGUCCUGAUGGCAAUCGGGCGAGACCCAUGCACCAAGGGCAUUGGCCUCGAAAACGUCAAGGUUGAGUUAGCUGAUAGCGGAAAAGUUAUCGUCAAUGACGCCGAAGAAACAAAUAUUGAAAAUGUUUACGCUAUCGGGGACAUCCUCAAAGAUCGCCUUGAGCUUACACCUGUCGCCAUCCAAGCUGGUCGACUUUUAGCUCGAAGAAUGUAUGCUGGUGGUGUCGAGAAGAUGGACUAUAACACAGUUGCUACUACAGUUUUCACUCCGCUGGAAUAUUCUUGCUGUGGUUAUUCGGAAGAAAAAGCGAUAGAAAAAUUUGGAGCAGAUAAUAUUGAAGUUUAUCAUCGAAAAUUCUGGCCGCUGGAAUGGACGCUUGCUGGAAAAGACGCCAAUCUUUGCUACAUGAAGGCAAUCACACUUCGUCAUGAGCCAAAUGAGCCUAUUGUCGGCCUCCACUAUGUUGGGCCAACCGCAGGCGAAGUCAUGCAGGGAUUUUCUGCUGCUAUGAAGGCUGGACUUACCAAAACGAUUCUUGAUGGAACAGUUGGUAUCCACCCUGUCAACGCUGAGUGGUUCACAGAUUUAUCCAUAACAAAACGCUCUGGAGCUGAGCUCAAAAACUCCGGCUGCUGA
Messenger RNA from Oikopleura dioica, 5346 nucleotides. NCBI's taxonomy places the organism in Eukaryota, Metazoa, Chordata, Appendicularia, Copelata, Oikopleuridae. The record is from the annotation of a GenBank genome assembly.